CUUUGGCAACUCUUUUCCCACUGACACUCACUGUUUCCUUUUGAAUUGUAGAAAAUAGGAAAUUUCAAAAGCGCUCUACAUAAUUUGCCUUUGAACCCGCUAUACAAGCUGAGCAUAAUCGUCAUUUCGCUUCCAUUGCACCAGAAUUUCGUUAAAUCAACUUGGAGCAGAACAUGUCGAGGAAUCUUGUGUCGAGAGAAAAGACCUUCAAUCAACUUUAUGCGGCCAUUAAAUCAAAACUCCAACAAGAUGGUGGUCUUGAGGAAGUCCACUGCAUGGUGCAAACCCAAAUAAUGGCCAUGAUGAAGGGCAAAUACGGUAAGCCCACUUGGAUGCAUAGCGAAGAUUGCAAUGGUGACGCACGCAUGGCAUUAUUGCAUCAACUAAUCAUGGAAUACUUCCAAUGGCAUGGAUUCCAUUACUCGGCUCAAAUGUUCGCCCAGGAGAGUGCAUGCGAAAAUGCCAAGCCAUUGCGUAAGUGUUUCGAGGCGAUUUUGGGUGGAUUCGAAGAUAAGUCAGUGCCAAUUUUGCUGCAGAUGGUGGCGGAGCGAAUGGUGCAGCAUUGUCCCACCCACUGCCAGGACAAUGCCAAGGAUGGCGAAAAUAAUUGCCAGUAAUUGUCAGUUUGAAGUACAAUUUGCAUUGUUUCAAUUAAUAAAUUCCAUUGAAAUCAA
Stomoxys calcitrans (stable fly) is the source of this 674-nucleotide messenger RNA. RefSeq lists its product as uncharacterized. The transcript has a single exon. NCBI's taxonomy places the organism in Eukaryota, Metazoa, Arthropoda, Insecta, Diptera, Muscidae. The record is from RefSeq and is a predicted model, not a curated record. Gene Ontology annotation, molecular function: protein binding. Bases 174 to 617 code for a protein of 147 amino acids.